Molecule: messenger RNA, 1740 nt
Organism: Penicillium verhagenii
Lineage: Eukaryota; Fungi; Ascomycota; Eurotiomycetes; Eurotiales; Aspergillaceae
Exons: 2
Coding region: 1-1740 (579 amino acids)
Source: RefSeq, a predicted model, not a curated record
AUGCUGACCUGGCUCAGAAAUACCAACCCCGAUGUUUGGUCGGUGAAGCUCCUCGGAUCAUGGGAUAAUUUCUUGAAACCGUAUGCGAUGGAAAGGGACAGACGCGCUGGACCGGGCCAUUGGAAGGGAUGUCAUACUUUUACGGAUAUCAUGGGCGACGGGCCUGACAAAAAUCAAUGGCGCACGGGUGGAUUGAAGAUGGGGGCCACCUACUGGUAUUAUUACUUGUUGAAUGAUGACGUGGAGUCUUAUAGCGAGGUUGAGCCUGUCACCACUAAAUGUCCUCUUCUGCCGGGACAACCUCUUAAUGUUUUGAAUGUGCCCAUCAUCUUACCGGAUAGUCAUUCCCAUGGUCGCUCCGCUAGUAGCAGCUCCCAGAAGGAAGACUACCGCACAAUGAACCCCGAAGACAAAUACAUGAACCCGCGCAAGCCUCCCAAGCCGAACCUGGCCCGCUUGCAAACUUCUAUCCCGAACCCCAGUCAAUCUUCUUUAAAUCCCCCCAGUGUCUCGCCAUCUGGAAGCUUCCUCCAUCGAAGUGUCUCUCAGCCCAACAGUGCCACCCGGAGAAACGAAAAGUCGAAAGAGGGACGUUCGGUGUCUCCCCCACGAGGUCUUGGUUUACGCCAUGCUUUGACUCAAAAGCGACCGGGGCCAUCUCCGAGGGCGCAGGCGUUCAAUGAAAGCUUGCGCCAAAAGGCUCCUGUUAACGAGCGCCGCAAUGUUCCUGGUAUCUGCGUCAAUUCUGGCGCCGUGUCUCCUUCAACAGGCCACUCGGAUCCCUCUGCUCCGUCAAGCCUUCAGACCCGUCGUGCACUCAAGGCGAAGGCAGGUAAUGCUCCCCAAGCUCGAAAUCUUCUCACUGUGGAGACGCGUCCACAAAAUCGGAAACUUGGCGCUUCCAAAGCUGCUGCAUCUAGCUCUGGCUCUGAGGGUGUGCAAGCGAAGCAUGCCAGAAGCGGCUCCGACGAUAUGACACCUACUGGGCCGGAUGUCAGUGAGAAGAGACUGCCUUCCCUCCCCAAUACACCUUCUUCCGUUAUGGACGAAGCGGUACGCGCCAUCGAUGAACGGGACAAAGCAUUGGAUGCAGCAGUGCUGCACAGUCACUUUUCCAGUAUGACUGCGGACGAUUUCACCAAUUCCCGCUUCGUGGCCGAAUACAGCCGAUUUUCGGAAUGGAGCACGGACACAGAGACCGAGGAUAGCUCACGCGAGUCAAUAAUCUCCAAUACAACAAUCCCGAUCGAGUCUCAUGGGGAUUCACAUGGGUCUCAAACCCCAGAAGAAUGGGGAACCCCCGACCUCACGUCCAACGACAACGCAACCAAUACCGAUCCCAACACUCCUCACCUCACUGUACAUUCCAAGCCCUCGUCCCCCAACUCGGCGUCGGGCGAAAUUCCACCAUGGCUGCCACAGCUCACAGUCUCUCUUUCCUCACCUCAUCUCUCCGGCUCUGGUCUUGGAAUCGACCAAAUGGAUGAGAUCGAAAGCAACCCGAAACGCCACGCUGCACUUUUCAGUGCGCUGGAAUCCAUGCAAGCGCUUUCUCUCGCGCAAAGUCGUGAAGGAUCACCAAUUCUUCUGUCCGAGAAUGACCGACGCGAUUCCGGAACAUUUUCUCGGCGUAGCGAUGCCUCCUCGUUCCGUGGCAAGGCGACUAUGCAGGAGAUGAUGGACGAACUCAGUUACCUGAAGAACAUUAUCCAGGCUGAGAUGGAUGGAGAACCAUUCUGA